Molecule: messenger RNA, 2523 nt
Organism: Adineta ricciae
Lineage: Eukaryota; Metazoa; Rotifera; Eurotatoria; Adinetida; Adinetidae
Source: the annotation of a GenBank genome assembly
AUGAAAUUAAUCAAACCAGAAUGGAUUGAACAUGGACCGAAAGAAAGUCUUUCCUCGCUUCAUAUCAAUCCUGAAGGUGUUCGCGUUGCUGUAGCUGGUAAAUAUAAUGCUGUCGAUUGUAUACGUAUAUUUCGUUUGGCAUCGAUACUUGAUGAAAAUUAUCACAAACAGUCUCGACUUCUGUGCCGUAUCGAUACACAAUGUCCACUUUGUGUUCGAUUUUCUUAUACCAGUGAUAUCCUUGCUGUUGCUAGUCGUCAAAGUGUUCUUCUGUAUCAUUUAACAGCCACGAAUCCAAAUGUAGUAAAUCAACCAGUUCAGUCAUCGUCAUCAUUCGGUGAAUUUCCUGAAACAUGGCGUCUUCGAUCAAGCCUAUCAUCUGGUCAUGUUGCUGAUGUCCUAGAUAUAGCAUGGUGUCCGUCGAAUGACCGAUAUUUAGCAUCGUGUUCUAUUGAUAAUCACAUUUGUAUAUAUUCAUGGCCGUCUGCAACGUUAACAACAACACUUCGUGGCCAUACCGGUUUAGUUAAAGGGCUGGCGUGGGAUCCAACUGGACUUCUAUUAGCAUCACAAUCGUCAGAUGGAACGGUAAAAGUUUGGUCGAGUACAACGUGGCAAUGUGAACAAACGAUAAAGGAGCCAUUCGAUGGUUGUGCAGAAUCGACAUCGUUUCUUCGACUUGACUGGUCGCCUGAUGGAACAAUGUUUACUACAGCACAUGCUAAAAAUAAUACUUUUCCCGUAUCAGCUUGCAUUAUUCGUGGUUCGUCGACGGUCGAUGCUGAAUUCGUUGGUCAUCGCCGUGAAGUAACGUGUGCAAGGUUUCUCCCAAGAAUUCUAUUAAUUAACGGCCGUCGACGAUGUCUAUUAGCAAUUGGCAGUAAGGACCGGACUCUAUCAUUAUGGUUAACUAGUCCACGGCAGCCAAUGUGUAUAAUCAAUGACUUUUUUGCAUCAGGCAUAUUAGAUAUGUCCUGGCAUUUAAAUGAAACUGAAGGUUUAACUACACUUGGUGUUUGUUCACCAGAUGGUGCUUGUGCAUUUAUUGUAUUUAAUAAAGGUGAACUAGGCUCCCCUUUAACUCAUCAAGAAAUGGCCAAGUUUUAUAGUGACAUGUAUAAAGUAAAUAUAGCGGUUCCUACAAAGCCGGUGGCGAACGGUGUUACUCCUGUUACGAAUGGAAAUGGUCAUAGUCAUCAUUCCCAAGCAUCGACUGUCAAAACGACAUUAGCUAAUCAAACUGAACGUCGACUAAAUGAUGGUCGUCGUUGCAUCAAACCCUUGUGCAUCGAUACACCUCCUCCUGCACCCGCAGUUACACCUGCACCUCUGCCAGCGCCCACACCCGUAGCAUCAACAUCCAAAGUUCCAUCGCCAUCACCACAACCGCCUCCUACAAGUUCUACUACUACUACUACUACUUCCACACCGUCUUCCGUAUCAACGUCUCGUCGUACACCUACAAUUCCAAUCGACCCUAAACCAGCGAAAGGUGUUGUUCGAUCGUCAACGUCGUCCAUUACUUUACCAUCAUCGAUUAGUUCGACAGCAUUAUUUCCUCCAUUGAAAUUGCUAUCGAAUUUAAUUCGUAAAAUAAACAAUGAGUAUGAAUUGCGUACAGAAAAAUCCUCUGAUCAAGUCUAUAUUCUUUCUUGCAUUAACGAACAGACAAAAUUGGCACAAUGGAAAAAUGUCUUUCAAUCACCAUUACUUGCCAUUCAAGCAACCAAACACUUCGUCGCACUUGUUACAUUGAAUGAAACAAAUCACUGUUCAGAAUUAUUCGUUCUCGAACGCCAAAGUGGUUUACGUUUGUAUUCCAAUAUCGUUCUAACGCAAACUUUAGCUGGUUUAUACAUAUCAGAAAACACAAAUAAUUUACAACGAGCUACCAUUUCAGUUAUUUAUACUACUGGAUUAUUAUCAGUAUUUGAUCUAACACGAAAUUCGAUGGCAUGUCCUAUUCUCGAUAUCAACAUCUCACAUCUAUUACCACCACAUGCAUCCAUCGUGGAUAUUUUUACAUUAAACUACACCAAUUCAGAUACAGUAUGUCUUAUCACAAGCACUGGACAUCUGUAUGGAUUCGAUAAUUUUGCUCUUCCAUCUGAUUUAACUUCAUCCGGUCCAUUAUCGACAUUAACAAAAACUCAUGGUGCUACAAUGAACGAUGAUGCAUAUCAAAAGAAUCUUUAUUCUUCGCCCAAUCGUGAACUAUUAGUAUCUGCAUAUCUUGAAACUCAAAUUCAUCGAUCACGUGUUCUUCAUUCAUUACGUGAAUACUCCUUUUGGCUAACAACAUUGGUUCGUUUUCUGGCCAACUCAUCGCUUCAGGACAAAUCCUUAAAAUUGAAAUCAAUCUUAGAUCAUCUCGCUGAACAUGUACAUAGCACACCUAUCAAUGUCAAUGCAAGUCUCAUGCCGCUGAGAACGAAAGAUGAAUAUCAAAACGUAUUAAAUGAAUGUUUGAUCAUUCUUCGUAACUACGAUGACACGUCAACAUUAGUUCAACAUUAUGAAUAA